UGUUAAAGCUCAGACUGUCUCACCUGGACACUCAGAGACCUCUGUCGCUUUCAGAAUGAAGUCUGUCUGUCUUGUCGUCCUCCUCUGUCUGUCCUGCUCAGCAACAGCGGACACGGAGGCAGUGGAGGGGACGGAGGCCAAAGCCAAACAGACGUCCGUCCAGCCUGACGUGUGGGCCGAGGUGAGAGCGCUCAGAGACCUGGUGGUGGUGCAGAGAGCAGAGCUGGACGUCCUGAAGACGAGGCUGACGUCCACAGAGAGCAAGCUGCAGGAGCUGAGAGGAGAGCUGCAGACGCUCAGGACGAACGCAGAAAGCUCUAAGGUGGCGUUCAGUGCUGCGCUGACUGAUUCAGGGCUGCUGGGACCCUUCAACACCGACACCACGAUUGUCUACUCCAACGUGUUCACCAACAUCGGCCAGGCCUACAACCCCAUCACAGGCGUCUUCACAGCCCCAGUCAAAGGAGUGUACUACUUCAGGUUCACAGGUAUGGACUACCGCUCCAACGUGCACAUGGGUGUGGCUUUGUACAAGAACAGUGAGAGAAUCAUGCUGACCUAUGAAAUCAACGUUAAUAACGGAUACUUUGAGCACAUGUCUAACGGAGCGACUCUGGAGCUGGAGAAAGGCGACGUGGUCUCCCUGCGUCUGCCGGCAAACAAAGGACUCUACGACAACAACGAGAGCCACAACACUUUCAGCGGCUUCCUGCUUUUCACUAUGUGAUCGACCAGUGAUCGAGUCGCGUUAUAACCUGGAAGCAUGUACAGUGUGUGUGUGACUCCGUGUGGCGUGGAUGGACACGUGGGCUGGUUUGAUGAUUUCACCACUGCGUUGGUCAUGUUUGCCUUUUCAGUCACUUCUGCACAGAAUAAUCAGAACUUUCUAAAAAAUAAUUCAUGUCCAUGUUAUUUAUGAGUUAAGUGUAAGUUUGUAAGUGGUCGGUCGGACAGACCAGCGAUGAUGAUGAUUUUUUUAAUUUUCUGUCAUCUUUAAGAAGUUAAACGUUGAGUUAUAUUUUCUGACACUGCGUGGAAUAAUAUUCUGGUCGGGAAAUCAGGAAUCCUUGUUGGACUUGAAGUGAGAGACAGGGCCGUGACGGGGAAAACAGGCUGAGACACUUCUGUUGUGAUGCAGAUAAGAAACAGAAUGAAAAGUGUUACGCCCCCUGGCGAUGGCUACGGUCAUGUUAACGGGACAGAUAUUUCCCUCAGGAGCUGGUAGAGACCAGGACUCAGAGACCUGGACUCAGAGACCACUCCAGGUGAAGGAUCAUGUUGAUCUGUACCUGCUGGAUGUGGAGGAGGAAGCAGUAGAAUCAGAACAGUUAAUGGUCGAGCAGCACAACAGGCCGCCCAGUGGCUGCAGCAAGAAAUAACGAAUCAGACACAAUCUGCAUUUCCUGUUCCCGUUUAAUAAAGUACACGUGAAAAACAAAGGCUGCAGCAGAUGAAGGAAGGUGUCGCACACAAACACGACACAGCUGUUAGAGACAGAGGAGUUAACAGCUGCAGUUUAAACCAGGUUUCUCUGAUCCUCACCAUGAGA
Toxotes jaculatrix (banded archerfish) is the source of this 1549-nucleotide messenger RNA. Its product is annotated as complement C1q tumor necrosis factor-related protein 3-like. Bases 56 to 727 code for a protein of 223 amino acids. The transcript has 3 exons. The record is from RefSeq and is a predicted model, not a curated record. Lineage: Eukaryota; Metazoa; Chordata; Actinopteri; Toxotidae. Gene Ontology annotation, molecular function: protein binding.